AUGUUUUUUUGUCAUCAAUCAAAGAAACUUUGUCGUGAUUGUUUUUAGAAAUUUUUCAAGUUUGAUCACCAUUAAUAAACUAAAUCAUCUUUCCAUUAAAUAUUUUAUACUAGGAAAUCUCAAAAUCAAAAGGAGAAAUUCUUGAAAAAUGAAGUAUAUUAUUAUCUACAUUUUGUAGAUUUGUUAUUUGAGCUUGAUCUUAAGAGAGUGCUAUUUAAAAAAGGCAGUUUAUAUUUAUUUUAGGAGAAAAGGUCGUAUAAUUAUAAUUUGA
Molecule: messenger RNA, 271 nt
Organism: Paramecium sonneborni
Lineage: Eukaryota; Ciliophora; Oligohymenophorea; Peniculida; Parameciidae
Source: the annotation of a GenBank genome assembly